Dimorphilus gyrociliatus is the source of this 1458-nucleotide messenger RNA. The record is from the annotation of a GenBank genome assembly. NCBI's taxonomy places the organism in Eukaryota, Metazoa, Annelida, Polychaeta, Dinophilidae.
GUCUUUUUGCAUUUUUCGUUUUAUAGAGAAUAUUAAAAAGUACGAAAAAGGCGGAAGUUGAAAUUACUCCGCUUGUGGUGCACUACUUUUCUCUGCGCUGCGGCCAUUUUGCCCUGGUAAUUUUUCGGGAAUAUUAUAUCCGUCGAUAUCUUGGAUUUCAGGCUGUAGAUAAAAAUGACCGAAAGAGACUAUAACGUAUAUCAAGCCAAGCUGGCCGAACAGGCGGAAAGAUAUGAUGGUACGUAUAAAAAAUACCUAUAUUUCAGUGGAAUGUUCUCGAUUGGUUACCGGUAAGGACAGUUCGGUGGCCCGGCUCAGAAAAAUCGCUACAACAAAAUUCACUAGCAAUCGGGGGUCAUCAUUAACAAGAAGUAGACUAAUUACUAAGCUCCAUGUAGUAGAUCGUUAAUGGUGUGGAGAAUUUUAAUCCCUAGGCCGCCAUGUUGAAUUCAUUGCUGCAAUGAUAGUGAUUUAUAUCAUUCAGAUUAUGAAUUUUGUUAAUUUUCCAAAAAAUGUAACUGCCCUUUACUUAAUUUGUCACAUAUGAUAUUGUCUUACACAAAAUUAUUACCGGUAGAGGUUAAAUUUAAUGACAGGUAUAUGAUGACUAAUGCUGAGUUGAAUUCCGCGGAGGUCUAUUGGCGUCGAAAAGACGUCAUUUAGAGGGCAUUUAUUUCAAUACUAUUUAAAUAGGUCACUGGGAAUAUAUAAGACAUCUAAUGAUUUUAUAAUGUAUGAAUAGAAAUGGUCGAGGCAAUGAAGGGAGUCGCCAAUCUCGAUAUAGAAUUGACAGUAGAAGAAAGAAAUUUAUUAUCAGUGGCGUAUAAAAACGUUAUCGGAGCUAGAAGAGCUUCAUGGCGGAUAAUUAGUUCUAUCGAAACGAAGGAAGAGCCAAAAUCGACAGAAGAGAAAAUGAAUAUGAUACGCGGUUACAGGAAAAGCGUUGAGAAAGAGCUAAGAGAUAUCUGCCAUGAUAUUCUUAGUGUUCUCGAUGACCAUCUGAUUCCUUCGGCCACAACCGGUGAAUCAAAAGUAUUUUACUACAAAAUGAAAGGGGACUAUCACCGUUAUUUGGCGGAAUUUGCGACGGGAACAGAUAGGAAAGAGGCGGCUGAAAAUUCUCUUGUAGCUUACAAGGCUGCAACUGAUAUUGCUAUGGCAGAAUUGGCCCCAACGCAUCCAAUCCGGUUAGGGCUAGCAUUGAACUUCUCUGUUUUCUAUUACGAGAUCCUAAAUUCGCCUGAUCGCGCCUGUCGUCUAGCAAAGUCAGCUUUUGAUGACGCCAUCGCAGAACUGGAUACUCUCAGCGAAGAAAGUUACAAAGACUCUACACUGAUCAUGCAAUUAUUGCGUGAUAAUCUGACUCUUUGGACAUCCGACAUACAGGCAGAGGCAGAUAAUGAGCAGAAGGCGGAAGGCGCAGUACAAGAUAUUGAAAAUGAAGAGAAUGCAGCAUAG